AUGUCUCCCUUUGGCAUCAAGUCUCUCUUCGUUGGCCUCUUGGCCACCAAUGCAGUCCAAGGUGCUGUCUGCAACACCACUACGCCACUGAGGGUAGAAGCCGCCAAAAAGGACAUCCUCAUCGGCUCCGGGGCGAUCAACCCAUCCUACCUCGACGACCCUCAGUUCGCGGCCACCCUAGCCACGCAGUUCAACAGCCUGUCGCCCGAGAAUGAGAUGAAAUGGAACUUUAUCAACCCAACUAUUGGAAACUACAACUGGCCGCUCCUCGACUGCCUUGUCGACUUUGCCGAAGCGAACGACAUGGUGGUCAAAGGCCACGGCCUGAUCUCAAGCUGCUGCAAUCCAGAUUACGUCACGGAAAUCACCGAUCCGGAUGCCCUCCGCGCGGCCAUGAUGGAGCAUUUUGAAGCCCUCAUGCACCGCUAUCGUGGAAAGAUAGACCGCUGGGACGUCGUCACUGAAGGCAUGAUGACAAUGGGCGGCGGUCUCAAUCCGGAAGUCCACUUUUUCAAGGUCCUCGGAGCUGGCUACAUGGCCGAAGCCUUCCGUAUCGCCCACGCCGCCGACCCGAACGCCAAGCUCUUCAUCAACGAGAAUCUGGUCGAGACGAUCCCCACCAAGCGCCAGGAGCUCUACGAGAUCGUCUCCGGCCUCGUGGCAGACGGCGUGCCCAUUCACGGCGUCGCGCUGCAGAUGCACCUUACCGAGGUUGGUCCUGAGCCGGGCGUGAUUCGGGACAUGGUCGACUCGUACGCGAGCCUCGGGCUUGAGGUUACGGUUGCCGAGAUGGACGUCCACUCACUCAACACCACCCUCGUGACGGAGAUUUACGGGUCGGUCGUGGAGGAAAUCCUGGAGUCGGGCAUUACCGAUCUCAGCUUCUGGGGCUUCACGGAUAAGCAUGCCUUCACGUGGGUCGAGGGCGCGAAGCCGUUGAUGUUCGACGAGGAGUACAAGCCCAAGGGGGCUUUCUUCGCCACGCACGCCGCUCUGGCCGACUUCGUCAACAAGCCGUGA
Ilyonectria robusta is the source of this 1020-nucleotide messenger RNA. RefSeq names its product glycoside hydrolase superfamily. NCBI's taxonomy places the organism in Eukaryota, Fungi, Ascomycota, Sordariomycetes, Hypocreales, Nectriaceae. The record is from RefSeq and is a predicted model, not a curated record. Gene Ontology annotation, biological process: carbohydrate metabolic process. The transcript has a single exon. Bases 1 to 1020 code for a protein of 339 amino acids. Gene Ontology annotation, molecular function: hydrolase activity, hydrolyzing O-glycosyl compounds.